AUGUCGCCGCUGUCGCACUUCUGGGGGCACUUUUUCCCGCCCAAGCCGACCUUCACCGAGGCGAACCUGCCUGCAGACCUCUACGGCAAGGUUUAUGUCAUCACUGGCGCCAACAGUGGCAUCGGAAAGGACAUCGCCCGCCUUCUGUACGCCAAGAACGCAAAGGUCUACGUCCUAUGCCGCUCCGAGGACAAGGCGCUCAAGGCCAUCCAAGACAUCGAGAAGGCUUUUCCAGAUUCAAAGGGCGCCCUGAUCUUCAUCGCCUGCGAUCUCGCCGACCUAACAAAUGUCAAGACCGCCGCCGACGCCUUCCUCGCCCGCGAGCAGCGCCUAGACGUGCUCUUCAACAAUGCCGGCGUCAUGGUCGGCCCGAGCGAGCCCGGCGAGCCUAUUCCCGUGACGGCGCAGGGCCACGAGCUCUGCCUAGGCGUCAACUGCGUGGCCACCCACCUACUGACUAAGCUACUCACGCCGACUCUCGUCGCCACCGACGGUCUGACGCGCAUCAUCUGGUAUAGCUCGUUCGGUAUGGAGAUUGGCGCGCACCAGGACGUAGGCAUUGCCACCGACAACCUCGACUACCAUAAGCCAGAAAAGGAAACCCAGCGCUAUAGCCUAAGCAAGACGGGCGCCUGGGCUCUGGGCAUCGAGCACAACCGCCACUACAGAGCAAAAGGCGUCGCUAGCGUGCCUAUCGAUCCCGGUAACGUCGUCUCCGGCUUGCCGCGCGACCAAGCCCUGCAGCUGCGCAUCGUCGCUAAGCUAGUGUGCUAUCCGACUGUGUACGGCGCCUACACGGCGCUUUACGCCGGAUUUUCGCCCGAGGUCGUUUCCGAUAAGGCUGACUGGACCAAGGAGUGGGGUAAUUGCUCCGUUUGGACGUAUGUUUCCUCUCCGGUCCGAUUGACUAAGGCUACGCUGCUUGAGGAAGAUGGCGGAAACGGGGGCACAGCCAAUUUCUGGAACUGGUGCGAGGAACGGAUCAAGGAGUACCUUUGAUGGC
Molecule: messenger RNA, 1003 nt
Organism: Penicillium samsonianum
Lineage: Eukaryota; Fungi; Ascomycota; Eurotiomycetes; Eurotiales; Aspergillaceae
Product: estradiol 17 beta-dehydrogenase
Exons: 3
Coding region: 1-999 (332 amino acids)
Source: RefSeq, a predicted model, not a curated record